Molecule: messenger RNA, 1558 nt
Organism: Colossoma macropomum (tambaqui)
Lineage: Eukaryota; Metazoa; Chordata; Actinopteri; Characiformes; Serrasalmidae
Product: secretory phospholipase A2 receptor-like
Exons: 5
Coding region: 90-1181 (363 amino acids)
Source: RefSeq, a predicted model, not a curated record
UAUACUUGCUGUUUGAAUAUUUCCACCUCAUUCAACAGCAAGCGCUUCAUCAGGCCACCAGCUCAGCCGGUGGGGAUUUUGGUUUCACCAUGGCAACCGUCCCUGUCCUCCUCUUCCUCCUCCUCUCAGUUUUCUCUCCUGCAGACCAAAGUCGUCUCAGAACUUUCCAUCUCAUUGAGAACAGUAUGAAUCCCACCGAAGCUCGAAUAGUUUGCAGAACAAACUACACUGACCUGGUCACUGUGUACAGCGAUGAAGACAACACUGCACUGGAUAAUCUGAUUAGCACGACUGCUAUCAUUUCAGCCUGGAUUGGUCUGAACCGCAAUCAGUACAGUAUUAAAUGGUCUAAUGGAGAUGAUGUGACAUUCAGUAAUCUGACAGGGGUCUGUGGGUCAGGGUCCUGCUGUGCUGCUAUGAAGGCUGAUGGUUCAUGGGAAAGUCUAAACUGCACAGAGAAAAGAAACUUCAUGUGUUAUAAACAAGACACUGACCUCACCCUCAAUCAUCAUUUAACCUUUGGGAAUAUGAGCUGGUAUGAAGCUCAGAGUUACUGCAGGAACACCUACACUGACCUGGUCAGCAUCAGAGAUCAGAACCAGAAUGAAGCAGUGAAGAUAGAAGGGCUGAAGAGCAGCACGUCCUUCUGGAUCGGCCUGCUGAGUGAUGACUGGGAGUGGACUGAUGGAGGACGCUCUGCCUACAGAAACUGGGCGACUGGUCAUCCUCAAUCAUCACCGUUUGACUGUGUACAACUGAGAAAUGGGAAAUGGGAAACAAGGACAUGCAGUGGUGUUUAUUCUGUUCUGUGCCACCACACCCUGAUCCAUGUCAGUGCUGAGCGUAUGAGCUGGGAGAGCGCUCUGGAUUACUGUAAGAGAGAUAACAGGAGUGCUAUUCUGCGCAUUGAAUCUGAUCUGGACCAGAAAGAGGUGGAGUCUGAGCUCAGGAGGAGGCGUGUCUCUGGGCCUCUGUGGGUGGGGCUUGGACAGAGUCAACUCUCUGAGCUGCUGAAGUCGUUCACUAAGCUGGCUUUGGGACCCUGGACCAACUGGAACGAGAGACGGACAGAGUCUCCGCCGUCCCUCGGCCGGGCUGGGACAGACACUGUGCAGGAAGCAUUCAGACAGAAGAUGGACGUUUCUGCUCUUAGAGCUGUUUGUGAAGUUAAACAACCGUAAACAACAGUUUUCUCAAACCUAGAAGAUCAGAGUGCAGCACAGUUCAGUGUUUUCACAGCUCUGACUCGCCUGUUCCAGUCAACAUGCUCUAGUUCACUAGAUGAAUCAGGUGUGAUGAAGCAGAUAAAACACUAAAGUGUCAGAAACUCUUCAUUAUUUAUGUCAAAAUUCAUAUACAGUACAGUUACACUCUGCAAAAUGCUUACCAUUUUGCUUCUCUUUGCUUAUAUGGAUUUUUGUGAAGUGAUAUUUCUACAUAUAUAUUCUUUUCUUUAUAACAGCACUCUGAUAAUCAUAAGCGAUAUGAAUUUAUUGCAGUUGUUUUAAUUUCUGCAAAAAAGAGUUAUAAAAGGAAACGGGUACAUUUUUAUGCAUGU